GCACAACACGGAAGUGCUCCGGCUGUAGUUCAACCUGUUCAGGGCCGGGGGACGACUUCAUGAGCUAAUGUUUCCCUCCUAGCACAGGAUGCCUGUUGAAAGCCCAGAGGAGAGGACUGUGGAGGUGCUGUCGCUGCCUGCAGAAGUGGAUGAGGAGCUGCUCUUCCUGUACUUUGAGAAUAAGCGGCGCUCUGGGGGGGGCCCACUCGUCUCCGUGGAGAAGAAUGGUGAACGCGCCAUACUGGUGUUUGAAGAGGCAGAAGCUGCAGCCAAAGUGCUGUCUAAAGGGCACCACGUUCUGCAUAAUGUCGAGCUGAGUGUGAGAAAGCCUGCCUCAAAGGACCGAUGCAGGCUGCUGCUGCGGGGGAUCAACCCCAACACCAGCACAGAGAUGAUCGAGCUCUACGUGGAGAACUUGAUGGGCUUGAACAUGCCUGAAUACGCUCUGUAUCCGUCACCGGGGAGAGAUGUCAUCCUCAUUCAACUCAACCAACCCCUCUUGAAAGAUUUCCAAAACCUUAGUGCUAAAAUCUCCAAGAGGAAACUUGACGGGGCCGCGGUAACUCUUGAACAGACGGAGCCAACUGACUCCGUCUUGGUGGAGAACCUGCACCCUGGCACCUCUCCAGACCUGCUGACAGUGUACUUUGAGAGCAGGCGAGGUGGGAAUCAGAAGGUGAAGGACGUCACGAUGCUUUCAGAGAGUACAGCCAAGGUGUCCUUUGUCAAUUAUGAAUCGGUGAACCCUAUCCUCAACCACCCGCACAAACUGGACAACGCUGAUCCCGUCGUGAGUCCGUACUUUGACUUCCUCUUGCCCACAGAAAGAUUAACAUCACGAGACUCUGGAAUUGGAAGCCAAGUUAUAACUGAGAGAAAGUCUGAGGAUAUUCAGAUGCAGACCAGUCCUCCCAUGGUGGUCCACGCAGACAGCCAGUCCUCCUCUAACAUGGCCUCAAAGCCUCCUGCUGCCAAUGAAGCAGUGGAGGAGGCGGCGGCAGCGGCGGCAGAGGAAGUCAUGGAGGAGCAGAUGGAGGAGGAAGAAAUACUAUCAAGUCAUAUUCCGAUCGCUGAUCCAGUAAAACUCGCUUUGUUUCAACUCGGCACCUUUCGACGGGACACUAAAAUUGCUCACCCAAAUGUCACCAUUCAAAUCAAAGACCAUGGCGUGCACAUUGCAGGGACUGACAGACAAAAGGUGGAGCAGAUAAAACACGCUAUCGUGGACUGUUUUGGCAAAAUGGCUGUGAUUCGCUUCGACCUCGAGCCAGAAAAGGCUCAGCUCCUGGCAAGAAAAGAUGUGAAAGAUCAUCUACUGCCCAGUAUUAGUCCAACUGGGUCACCUGCCAUGUACAACGUAUCAGACUAUAAAGUUGCGGUAACCGCCCUGUCCCAGAACUCUGCCAACCAGGCAUGUAGCUUUUUAAAAUCCCAGCUGGUUCAACUCAGCAUACCGGUGGACACGGAGUAUGAGAGCAUGUUGUAUUGCAGGGAGUGGUCCGAGUUCCUGCAGGCUCUGAGUUUCUCCACUGUGAAGGUGUCGGAACAAGGAGGGAAUAUCGAUGUGUUCACUCUGAAAGGGAUGGAGAGCGAGAAGCAGAUGGCGAUCAUGGAGUUUCUUACGACUCCCAUCGAAAGGGAGACGGUCAUCUCUAUGGAGCCAGGCAUGCUGAAAUACAUCCAGAUCCACUGCCAUCAGCUGUUGGCUGACAUGGACCAGGUGUCUAUUUUUCCUCUAGAAGCAGAGGACGUUUGUGGGUUAAAGAUCCAUGGCCACGCUACUGCUUGUCAAAUGGCCGAGGAGGUGUUGCAAGGUGUGGUGUCCUCUAUCUGCACCAGGACCAUCACAGUAAAUGUUCCUGGAGUGACCAGGUUUAUGGAAGACGAGGAGUGCAAGAGCAUCCUGAAGGAGAUGGAGAGAAAGUUUCAGGUCUAUAUCAGCCCAAAGUACGUGCCGUGGGAAUACCUGCCACACCAGGAUAUUUUUCAAACUGCAUGGAACAUGAUGUCCAACAGAAACUUCCAGAAAGUGUCUGUGGAUGAUUCUCCGCAGGAUUUAAAAUCAGAUUCAAUGCAGACUGAUCAUAAUGGCUCUCCAGGCAACGGCCUUUUAGAGGAAGCAAAGAGAAUCGUCUCGGUCGUCGAUGAAAAAGUCGAUCAGGGUGGAACCAAAUCAGACCAACCCGACAACAUGGAUGAGCUGGAUCUGUACACAGCAGAUGAACCGACCGCCCUGACAGAACAGGAGUCUUCUGGGAUGGCUGUGGAUGAUUCCCAGCUCUCAGCUGAAGGGAACACGACAAGUGGCUUAAACCCGCUGAAUGAUGGAGAACUCUACCUUUCUAGCAACCUUGAAGAAGAGGCCCAACUCUCUCUAGCCAUCCAGUACUCUAUGGAGUCAAGUCAAUGGUCAGUGGAGGACGAGGAGAAACAGCUGCAACAAGCCUUGGAGCUAUCCAAGAAGAUGAUCCAACAUGAGGCCUCUUCUAGUACUGAAAAGAGCCCCAAGGUGGUGAAGGGCGUAAAUGUUUCCUUACAGGACGCCAUCAAGGCAGCCAGCACCCUGCAGAUUCUUGUGUACGCAGGUUAUAACUGCGACCUGAUUCGGGUGGACAUAGCCUUCGGGAAAAAGGUCAGCCAGAGACAGGUGGAGGAGAAACUGGAGCACAGGAGUGUGAAGAACAUGUCCGAGUACCACAGGAAGUGUCUGGAGAUGAUCAAGAGGAAGCACGGAGUCAACAUCCAAGUUCAGGGCACCAUCAUCACGGUUUCGGGCUUCAGGGACUAUGUGAUGGGAGGAGUGGGUGAUUUGAAGCUGCUGCUGGAGAAAAUCUCCAAUGCCGUGUCCGACCGGGAAAUCCUGAAGACUGUGCAGUGGGUUUAUCACGACCCGGCCUCUUCAGACACGACCCCUUAUUCGCCCGACGCCACCGUGUUCAUCGAGAACGCUUUGAAGAUGAGGCUGAAUAAGAUCGAUAUCCUGUUGGACAAUCAGCCCCACAUCAUUAACUUUGAGAAGAUGCAGGAAUACAACAUAGCUUCAGGGAAAUCUGUGAAGAUCUCCAGGAAGCUGCCCGAAUUAGGGGAAUUGGAUGCUGAUGUACCAGAAGAGGAAUACUCUCUGCUGUCAAAUAUGCCCGAAGCAACCAAAGUCGACGAGGAAUCCGAUGAAUUUCAGAACGUGGUGAAGAACUUCUACGAGACCAUACAGGAGUACCACAGCAAAAUCAGAAUCAUACAGGUGGAGAAGCUCAUGAAUCGACUGCUGUACAAUCAGUACAAGUUGAAGAAGGCGAGCGUACUGCAGCGCGCCACGUACCCGGAGGUGGAACGGACUCUCUAUCACGGCACCAGUGAGAAGAGUGUGAAAGAGAUCUGCGUCCAUGGAUUCAACAGGAGCUUCUGUGGGAAGAACGCCACCGUCUUCGGUCAGGGGGUGUAUUUCGCUGUGAACUCGGCGCUGUCCGUCCAGGAGCAGUAUUCACCCCCGAAUGCAGACGGAUACAAGUAUAUUUUUGUGUCGAAGGUUCUAACAGGAGACUACACUAAAGGCGACCAUUCGAUGAAGACGGCCCCGCUGAAGGAGACGGACGACAUUCCCCUCAGAUACGACAGCGUGACCGACGACAUCACCAAGCCCACGAUGUUUGUCAUCUUCAACGAUACGCAGGCUUACCCCGAAUAUCUCAUUACAUGCCAGAGAAUCCACCGCUGAGGAAAAGGGAUGAGUUGUCAGAUGAUAAGCAUAAAUCUGGAGAAAAUGUGGUUUGUAAAGGGCUAGUUAUUAUUACAAUUCUAGUGACAGUUCUUCUUCUUCAUGAUCAAAAUGUACUGCUUUUGAAUGUUUGAUCAGUGGCUCAGCAUUCAGUUCUUCAGUUUACGGUCAAGUCGGAUCAAGAGCUUAUUUUAAUUAAGUAACUUUAAACCUGCCCUUUCAGUACAAUAAGGCUCAUUGUGCCCCCUCUUCAAAUAGGUGCGACUCAGAAGCUAUUGCAUUACAUUUCACCUAAAUUGGUACCACACACUCCAAUUAUUAUUCUCCUUACUUAAGCUUGCAAGCAUCAGAGAUAUGCUGUAUUUAUGAUUUUUGAAAAUCAACCAUAAAUGAUUUGCAACGCUUUGUUCUUGAUUUUCUUUAAUAGAAAGAAUGUGUCAGUAACAGAGUUUUGAGAUGUAAUUCUUUAGCCUGCUGACAAUGCUGGAUAUACUGCUGUACUGUUUCUACCAGUAGGAGGUGAAUGCAAACAAUUCUUUCCCCAGUCGUUAUUUUGUGCACAAAAGUAUGACAUGGAACAGAAUAUGAUUAUAUAUUGUUUUCUGUGUUCAGAGGUUUGAGUGUCCCUGAGUGUCCAGGUUCUUCUUAGUUAUAUGAGAAGAGAUUCUGAGAAGAGUCCUCUGCUCCACCUAAAAUAAAAUGUUGAAAAACGAUAACCAUGUUUACAAAAAGAAAAACAAUUAGGCCUACGUUGAAAAUUACUAUGAUUGUCCUCAACAUAAUGCAACUACAUUUUUUUUUUUACAUUUAAGCUAUCUAUACAUGUUAUAAAUGUUAAGUCUUAUAUAACUGUCACAUCUAGCCCACUCUGCACAAAGAAAUGUGUAUUCUUAUUUUAAUAAAACAAAAUAAUCUGUGAGUUAAGUCUUGUGUGCCAUGUGCAAAACAUGUGGGGGGUCUUGAUUCCCUUUUCCUUACUUAGUUCGGUGAAGGGGAGUCAGUUUUGAUUAAUGAAGUGCAUUUAUCACAAAUCUUUGCAUAUUCUUAUGUCUGUGUGACUUCUGCCUGGGAGUAUAUUUACCAAAGAUCUUUUUAUUAUUUUAAUUUUAUUACAAAUACUUUAAAAUCAUUUUUUUUUGGGGGGGGGGCAUGAAGACAUUGCAGUCUUAAGAAAGAUCAUUAUUAUGUUUUUAAGAAAAAUAAAGCUUUUUUUUUUUUUAAAUGAGAUACCAUCAGCAGUGUCAUGGGAACAUUGUUUUUUAGCAUCAGCCAUUUGUGAGCUUAAGCAAAAUUUGAUCAUAGCGCUGAUGGCGAAUUGUUUUCUAUAUGUACAAAUGCAACUGUUUCUUUAAGGGAUUGUAACAGAAGAGACAGUGAAAUUAAUAAUUUAAAGAGUGUAUAUUUUGUCCUUUUGCUAAAUCAUAGCAAAAAAAUGAGAUUAAACUUCUCAUCUUUGCCAAGAGCCAUGAAUGCAAAGGAACCUGGUGUAAAUUGACAAUGUUUAUUGCAAUGUUGCUUUAAAUAAAUACAGUACCAGUCAAAAGUUUGUUCACACCUUCUCAUUCAACUACUUUGAAGAAUGUAAAAUAUAAAACAUAUUCUGGUUUGUUGAGCAUUUGUUUGUUUACCACAUAAUUCCAUAUGUGUUCCUUCAUAGUUUGGAUGUCUUCAAUAUUAAUUUACAAUGUAGAAAAAAAGAAAGAAAGAAAAAUCAUUGAAUGAGAAGGUGUGUCCAAACUUUUGAUUGGUACUGUAUAUAUAUAUACAUACAUAUAUAUAUAUAUAUAUAUAUAUAUAUCAAAGUUUGUCACUUUUAUCAUUAUUAUGAUUUUAUUUCAGUCUGAUCUGGAACACAGUGCAUAUAUAUAUA
This is a messenger RNA of Anoplopoma fimbria (sablefish), 5585 nucleotides long. RefSeq names its product poly(ADP-ribose) polymerase family member 10 (gene parp10). Lineage: Eukaryota; Metazoa; Chordata; Actinopteri; Perciformes; Anoplopomatidae. Gene Ontology annotation, molecular function: NAD+ poly-ADP-ribosyltransferase activity; nucleic acid binding; transcription corepressor activity. Gene Ontology annotation, biological process: negative regulation of gene expression. The coding region runs from base 89 to 3715 and encodes 1208 amino acids. The transcript has 11 exons. The record is from RefSeq and is a predicted model, not a curated record. Gene Ontology annotation, cellular component: cytoplasm; nucleus.